Colletotrichum higginsianum IMI 349063 is the source of this 1191-nucleotide messenger RNA. Its product is annotated as RNA helicase-like protein. The record is from RefSeq and is a predicted model, not a curated record. The transcript has a single exon. NCBI's taxonomy places the organism in Eukaryota, Fungi, Ascomycota, Sordariomycetes, Glomerellales, Glomerellaceae. Bases 1 to 1191 code for a protein of 396 amino acids.
AUGCCCGCGGACGAGCACUCAGGCGAGAGGAGGGACCAGGAAGGGAGACACAGACGGACGCGCUCUCAGUCCGUGACCCGCAGCCGUUCGCGAUCGCGGUCUCCCAGGCGACACCGGGAUGAGACGAGACGGAGGUCACCCAUCGACGGGAGGAGCUCGCGGCGGGAGCGGAGGCGGUCUCCGCGCAGGGAGGACCGCGACCGGGAGUCCAGUCAUCAUCACCGGCACCACCACCAUCGCCAUCGGGGCUACAAAGACAAAGACCAGAGCAGCAAGAAACCCGCCACCGCAGCUACUGAGCCUCUACCUUACGAGGCACGGCAGCUAUCCAAGUCGGAGCUCGGCGUAUUCCGACCGUUGCUGGCGUACUACCUCGACUUGCAGAAGCAAAAGGACAUCCGCGAUAUGGACGAGCGGGAGGUACGGGGCCGUUGGAAGAGUUUUGUGGGGAAAUGGAACCGCGGGCAGCUAAGUCAGGGGUGGUAUGAUCCCGAGAUGUUUGUUGCGGCCAAGGAGAGGGCCAUUGAGGAGGGCAUUGAUGGACCAAGGGACGGGGCGGGGCGCGAUGAAACUGAGGAGGCGAUGGAGGAGAAGCGUGGGAGGGUUGGUGACGAGGAUGGGAUUGAGGAUGACGAGGACGAUGAUGAAGAUGACGAUGACCUCGGACCGAGACCCCCGCCCACGGCACGAGAAGGAGGCCAACGCUCAGGCCCCGGCAUCCCGAGCAUGGCGGACCUGUCCCUCCACCGCGAGACCCUGGCCGAGGAAGCGCAGCGCGAGAGGGAGGCGCGGGUCGCGGACCUUCGGCAGCAGCGCAAAGACGAUCGCAAGCUGCAGCGCGAGCGGCUGGACGACGUGGCGCCGCGCGCGGAAGCUGGGACGCGCGAGAGGCAGCUGGAGAAGAAGGCGUUGGUGAACGACAAGAUGAAGGAGUUCCGAGACAAGGGCGGCGGAGAUGGCGGAGUGCCAGAGGUCGCGGAGCAGGAACUCAUGGGGGGCGGAGACUCGCUGCAGGAGUUCAAGGCGAUGAAAGCGCGGGAGGAGAGGAAGAAGACGGAAAGAGAGGUGAGGAGGGAGGAGAUUGCGAGGGCGAGGGAGGUAGAGAGGCAGGAGAGGGUCCGGGAGUAUCGCGAGAGGGAGGAAGGGGUUAUGAAGGGGCUGAGGGAGCUAGCGAGGCAGAGAUUCGGGUAG